Messenger RNA from Merops nubicus (carmine bee-eater), 333 nucleotides. Its product is annotated as oligosaccharyltransferase complex subunit ostc. The transcript has 3 exons. NCBI's taxonomy places the organism in Eukaryota, Metazoa, Chordata, Aves, Coraciiformes, Meropidae. The record is from RefSeq and is a predicted model, not a curated record. Gene Ontology annotation, cellular component: oligosaccharyltransferase complex. Bases 1 to 333 code for a protein of 110 amino acids.
AUGCUUGCUUUCCUCCACGCAGGGAUUAUCUACGACGUGAUUGUGGAACCUCCCAGCGUGGGGUCGAUGACAGACGAACACGGGCAUCAGAGGCCAGUGGCGUUCUUGGCAUACAGGGUAAAUGGGCAAUAUAUCAUGGAAGGGCUCGCAUCCAGUUUCCUCUUCACAAUGGGUGGCCUAGGAUUCAUAAUUCUGGAUCGAUCCAAUGCACCAAAUAUCCCCAAGCUGAAUAGGUUUCUUUUACUCUUUAUUGGAUUUGUCAGCGUGCUCUUGAGCUUCUUCAUGGCCAGAGUUUUCAUGAGGAUGAAAUUACCGGGCUACUUGAUGGGUUAA